AUGAGCCCGACCAUCUCAGCCCUCGUAGCCUGUCUCGCAACUGGUCUAAUCUACGUCUUGCUCUACGUGGGACGGCGCGAGAAGAACUUGCCUCCCGGCCCUCCCACUGUGCCUCUCCUCGGCAACAUCCUCCACAUCCCCUCCAAAGGCGCUCACUUCUACUUCACAAAGCUCGCGCGACAGUACGGCGCCAUCUUCAGUCUGAAGCUCGGCACGGGCACAGCGGUGGUCAUCACCGACCGUCGACUGGUCAAGGAGCUCCUGGACAAGAGGAGUUCCAAGUACUCCGAGCGACCCACGUCCUACGUAGCCCAUCUCGUCAGCGGCGGGGACCAUGUCCUGCUGAUGCAGUAUGGUCCACAAUGGAGGGACACCAGGAAGUUGCUUCACGGCAGCUUCAUGGAGAAGGUGGUGGAAGACCAGCAUCUUCCUCUGCAAGAGGCAGAGGCGAGACAGAUGAUCAGGGAUUACUUGCUGGAUCCGGAGCAACACAUGUUGCAUCCCAAGCGUUUCAGCAACUCCAUCAUCAUGUCUCUCGUGUGGGGCAUCAGGACGCCGCAUUGGCAGACUAGACACAUGGAGAGGUGAGUGCCACCAUCCCAGGACUACAAAUGUUCGACUCACCCCUUCAACCAGAUUGUACAGCCUGUUGGAGAUUUGGUCCAAAGUAAUGGAGACUGGAGCCACCCCACCGGUUGAUGUCUAUCCCUUCAUGCACUAUCUGCCCCAGUCUCUUUUCCUCAAUUGGGUUGACCGUGCCACCCACGUUCAGAGAGAAAUGAAUAGUCUCUACUCCGACUUCCUUCGUGACAUCCGCACUCGUCGUAGCAAAGGCGGUAGUCGCGGAACAUUCAUGGACCGAAUUCUCGACCAAGCAGACAGUGAGAACAGAUUGGACGGCCUGACACAUUCCGAUCACGAGCUCUGGUUCAUUGGCGGCUCUAUCACGGAAGGUGGCAGCGAUACAACGGCCUCCAUGCUGACAGCUUUUGUUCAAGCAAUGGCCGCAUAUCCAGAAAUUCAGAGGAAAGCGCAAGCGCAAAUCGACAGUGUGAUCGGUUCAGACCGCAGUCCUACAUGGCGAGAUUACCAGAGUCUCCCGUACGUCGCCCAAUGUGUCAAAGAAACAAUGCGUUGGCGACCAGUCACACCUCUGGCCUUCCCUCACGCCCUGACGGAAGACGAUUGGAUUGACGGCAUGUUCCUCCCCAAGGGGACCGUCGUCAUCGUCAAUGCCUGGGGAAUGCAUCAUGAUGAGAAUCUAUACCAGAAUCCUGAACACUUCGAUCCAGAUCAUUUCAAAGGCUGCACGACUCUGGCUACGGAGCUCGGCAAAGGUCCUUGUGAGAACCGAGAUCACUAUGGGUACGGCACAGGUAGAAGAUUCUGUCCUGGCGCUCACAUCGCAGAGCGGAAUAUGUUCUUGGCUAUGAGCAAGAUUCUGUGGGCUUUCGAUAUCUCGCCAGGUCCCAACGGAAUACCUGAUACGGAUCCGGUGACGGGAUACUGUGAAGGCUUUCUGGUAUGUGCGAAUGAUUUUGAAGCACAGUUCAACGUUCGCGGGGACCGCAGAGAGACCAUCCUGGCGGAGUUUGAGAGCUCGAAAGGCAAGUUUGAACAGUAUGAAUCGACUGGCGAGGAGACUGCUUGA
Messenger RNA from Lecanosticta acicola, 1651 nucleotides. NCBI's taxonomy places the organism in Eukaryota, Fungi, Ascomycota, Dothideomycetes, Mycosphaerellales, Mycosphaerellaceae. The record is from the annotation of a GenBank genome assembly.